This is a messenger RNA of Harpegnathos saltator (Jerdon's jumping ant), 4192 nucleotides long. RefSeq names its product transcription factor Sp4. The record is from RefSeq and is a predicted model, not a curated record. The transcript has 11 exons. Gene Ontology annotation, biological process: regulation of transcription by RNA polymerase II. Bases 1185 to 3683 code for a protein of 832 amino acids. NCBI's taxonomy places the organism in Eukaryota, Metazoa, Arthropoda, Insecta, Hymenoptera, Formicidae. Gene Ontology annotation, molecular function: RNA polymerase II cis-regulatory region sequence-specific DNA binding; DNA-binding transcription factor activity, RNA polymerase II-specific.
GUUCGCCGAGCGCAAGUUGCGACGUUGGCGACGUUGCGACUUCGCGCGCCGCCCCAUCGCUCUCUGUCCAUGAGUCCGUGCGCCUGUGCGUUGUCGCUACGUUCAGGCUGGGGUGUCUUUACGACGGUAUUCGUUAGUAUUCGUUCUUCCGUUUCCGCGAGACGUGAAUAAGAGGAGGCCAAACGGGGCGUGUAGUGGGUGUAUGCGCUUACGUGCACACGUGCGGCGGUGAUAUCACUGUGUUCGCGCUUCUUGACCGUCUGCUCGAUCGUCGAGUCGGGUCUACGGAUAACGCGUCGUCUCGAGGCUCGCGUCUCGGCUCGGUGAGAGUAGCCUGUACGCCUGUAUGCUGAGUGUUGGCGAACACUGUACGCUACCGCUGUUGUUGGAUACCGUCAGCACCGCGGCCGGAUUAGUGCGGAUCUCUCGUGUAUCGACCAACGCGGGCUAACGCAGUUAGCGAUCGCUGUGUGUCCGCCACAGUUAUAGCGUGCGCGGGCGCGAGAGCGAGAGCGCAUAUAUACCGUAGUUCGGUGGCGCGCAUCGUGUGGCACGUGUAUGGCUUUGUAUCUUGUACACACGACGCACCGAACAAAGGCGAGCGAAACGGUCGUGUGCUUCCGGUUGUGAGACUGCUCGCCUGUAUUGGUGGUGUUAUCACGACGGUGCCUCGUCUCUUCGUAAACAGACUGGCACGUGUGUGGUGUCGCCUCUCGACCGAUCUCGAGUGAGAUCGUCGUUGGCGGGGUCGAGAGCAACGUGGACAUCAUUGAUGGGCACCAUUGAGUAGCACCAUCAGUAGCUCGGACUAUUGGACGUUUCCACUAUUGCUGUAUUUGGUCUCGGGCUAUCUGGACAUUUAUGGCGCUGGUAUUGGUGUAGGGACGGCUAACUGGUGGUGUCUUCCCCGGCGAGGUAACACGUGCUCGUUAGGUGUACUUCCAAGUUAGGUGGAGUCCGGUGCGCAAAGUGGGUGGAGGCUGCAUUGCGAGGCUGCCUUCCCCGUUAUCAGGAGCGCCAGGGUGUGAGUGAGGAGCGUCACGAGGAACGAGCGGAAAAAUUUCCAGAACAAGUCCUUUUCCAUAGCAGUAGACAAGUUGUUAACAUAGUUAUACUUGUGUUAUGGAUUCCUAGCACAGUGGUACUCUAUACGAAAUGGCAUCAGAUAUAUUGUUAUAAGUUGAAUGCAGUAUAAAACACAAUUAUUCAUCAUGAAACGGAGCAUAGAUGGAAGAAAUAUUUCACAAGAUGAAAUUGAAGAGCAGGAUCCCCUGCAAACACAGUUGCCAUCGCAGGAUGAAGCAGACCCACAACAAUUAGAUCAACAACAGCAACAAACUGCCCAGCCACAAAUUCGUUUUUUAAGUGCUAAUGUAUUGCAACAAUUACAGCAGCAACAGGAUGUUCAGCAACAAGCGCAGCAGCAGCAACAACCGCAAGUUAUUACUCUGCAACAGUUGCAGAAUUUUGUGCCUUUACAAACUCAACAAGCACAUGAUCAACAGAGAGCACAAACAAUUUCUGUUCAAUCUCUGCCCCAUCAGUUCUUGCAGGGUGCUCAGAUUAUUAGUACUCAAACGCAGGCCCUUCAGCAACAGCCACAGCAAUCAAAUCAACAACAGCCACAGCAGUCGCAAACUCAACAGCAGCAACAGCAAUCACAACAACAACAGAUUGGCUACAAUGUACUUCCGCAAAUGCAAGCCGUCAAUAUAGAUGGACAAGAGGCUCUAUUUAUUCCGUCCUCUGCGAUAUCAGCGGCGGGCAGCCAUCAUCAAACACAGCCGACAAUGCAAUUUGCAACCGCGAAUGGUCAGCAAAUGCAACUAGCUAGUCAACAGGUGCAACUAGCCAAUGGUCAAACUAUUAUCACACCUCAACCUGUUAGCCUGAUAAGAGCGCCCAAUGUCUUUCCUUCGAUUAUACAGAAUAUCGCUGGACAAACAGUGCAAUUGCCAACAGGUCAAAGUGUACAAGUAAGGCCACUUCAAUUUCCUAUGCAACAUGUUCAACAAGCUGUGCCUGUGCAAGUACCAGUCACUGCCAGCAAUGGCCAAACCAUUUUUCAGACUGUACACUUUCCUCUUCAAACUUUGUCCAAUAUUUUUAAUGUACCUACCGCUACGCAAAUGAUACCUCAAAUCACACAAUUACCUCAAGUGGCGUCAAUAAUCGCGCCAAAUGGUCACAUCCAGCAAGUGCAAAUAGCCAAUAUACCACAGCUGCAGAGUCUCCAGGCGCAGCAACAAGUCGUUCAGCAACAAACUCAGCAACAGGUAGUGCAGUCGGUUCAACAGCAGCAGCAGCAGCAAGUCGCCCAAGCGCAACAGCAACAGCAGCAAGUACAAGUGGUGCAGCAAGUGAUACAACAGCAGCAGCAAGCGCAGCCAGGAGCGCAACAGCAGCAACAAUCGCAGCAACAGCAGCAGAUACAACAAUCUUCCACUCCAUCAUCGACUGUAGCAACUUGGAGCACAACAGUCGCAACUCCUAGCAACGUGCAGGUACUUGGUAUAAGCUCACUAGGAAGAACUGUAGCAGGAAACGCUAACGUAAUUACCACAAAAGACGGCCAAAAGAUCGACGUACAGACGUUAUCGACCCUGGCAAGAGCGCCAGAAACAGUCGAAGGUGACAUUAAAGUGACCAGCAUCGAUGCUAGUCAAUUAACCAGUGGCCAGGUAAUACAUAUCCCUGCUGCCCAGUCGACCCAACCUACGACGGUGCAACCUAUCACGAUUACAGGGGCGCAAGGGCAGCAAUUAACGCUCAUUCCGGCAUCCGCGCUAACAAAUUUGACUACGCAACAAGGCAAUGUGAUGAGGAGUGUGAACAACGGAAGUAUAAUGCAAAUUCAGCCGGCUACUGGAAUGAACACGACCAAUGGCUUCUUGCAAUCGAUACCUGUGCAGAAUAUUCCAGGCUUGGGCAAUGUGCAGGUGAUACCAGCGAGUGCGUUGCAACCCGCUACGGUACAAACGUUACCUGCCACUGCUGCUACUCCCAUCGUCGCGACGCCAACCGUGCAACUUGAUUCAUCCGAUUCCACCAAGUGGCAGAUUCUCCAGACGCUUCAGUCGAACGGAACCUUGACAACGACCACUCCUAUACCCCAACAACAACAGGUAUCGAGUGCGUCCAACCCUAAUGGUGAGACCGAUAGUAACAAGCAGCACCGUAGAAGAGUUGCGUGCACAUGUCCCAAUUGCGGCGAGGGAGACAGAAACCGAGAUAUGAGUAGAAAGCGGCAACAUGUAUGUCACAUCGCUGGAUGUAACAAAGUAUAUGGCAAAACGAGUCAUUUACGCGCUCAUUUACGCUGGCAUACUGGCGAACGACCGUUUGUUUGUACUUGGGUAUUUUGUGGCAAAAAAUUCACCAGAUCUGACGAGCUUCAGAGGCAUCGUAGGACACACACCGGCGAGAAGCGCUUCCAGUGUACGGAAUGCUCAAAGAAGUUCAUGCGUUCGGAUCACUUGACAAAACACGUGAAAACACACACGAAACUUCGAAGUACGGAAGCUGCUACUUCAACACAAGAAGGAUCUUCCGAUAGUCAGUCUUCCACCGAGCAAAAGAUCAUCAUAGCUUUGCACAAGGAAACUGAACAGUCUGAUAUCGUUAUUCCGGAUCAAAUAGAGAACCUGAAGAACGAAUCAACGAAUCACGUGGCAAAUGAAUAAAAGUUCUUGUAUAUAGUAACAUGGGAUGAGGAAGUAGUAAAUUAAUAUUAGUAACGAUUACUAGUAAUAUUAUACUAUCAUACUAGUGAUUGUUACUACUAAUAGCAGAUUAGUAUCAUUAUAAUACAAGUUGAACUGCUCUCUCUCUGUUUAUCUCGAACUAUACACAAUUCUCUUUCUCUGUUUACCUCGAAAUGAAGUUUCAUUUUUUAACGGAGAAUUGGAUUGUUAGAGGAAGGACAGAGAAUUGCUCUUUAGAGUUAAAACUUACAGAUUAAGUGAUAUUGAACAAGUUUUUAGUAUCUUAUAUUAAUAAAAAUUAAUAUUACGUGUCCUUACAUAGAUAUAAUUUAAAUUAAAUGUAUAUAAUUUAAGUUAGCAUUAGUUACGUCUGAAUGAAGUUUUCGAGUCUAUUUGUUCUAUGUAAAAAUCGUAAGUUUACAGAGAUAUUCAUAUGGUCUGUUCUUUUUAGCUGAACUGCUUUGCACUAUUUGCCUUUUCAGAGUGCA